This is a messenger RNA of Caenorhabditis auriculariae, 2337 nucleotides long. The record is from the annotation of a GenBank genome assembly. Lineage: Eukaryota; Metazoa; Nematoda; Chromadorea; Rhabditida; Rhabditidae.
AUGACGAAACUUCUCCGGUAUAAGAAUUUGAAGGAAUAUUCCUCAAAUUUUUUUAAAUCUCAGAAGGCGGCAAGAAAAAGAAAAAUGCAGCGGUUGAACCCGAAAAGAUUGCAUCUCCGCAGGAAAAAAAGAGAAUUCAUCAGGUUUGUUUGAAAAUAUUUAAAAAAAUUUAAUGAGAAAUUUUUUUCAGAGGCAGAAGAAGAUGAUCCAGUUGUCACUAUUAGCGAAGUCCUCCAAGGAAUAAAAGAGGUCGACGAAGUCGCGAAAGGGCUUUUCGGGGCGCAAAAUCAGGCAAUAUGCACGUUCCCUGAGGUUUUCCUUGAGUCUUUCUUAUUCAUUUUUUUUUUAAUAUUUUCAGGGCUACAAACCGAGACAGGCGGUUUUCGCUUGUCUUACUUGCACGCCAGAACCCAAAAAAGCUGGAAUUUGCUAUGGAUGUUCUUUGAACUGCCACGAAGGACAUGAAAUUGUCGAUUUGUACACGAAGCGAAAGUUUAGGUUUGUUUUUGCCAAGAAAUGGUUUUAAAGCUUGUUUGUUUGUAGAUGUGACUGUGGAAAUGAAAAAUUCGACUCCGAAUGCAAACUCUAUGAGGUAGAAACUUUUUCCAGUUUUUUACUAGGAUAAUUUUCCAGGAGAAAGACAAGAACAAUGAAUACAACAAGUACGACCACAACUACAUUGGCCUUUUCUGCACCUGCAAUAACACGUACCCAUGUGAUGGGAUUGACGAGGAAAUGCUCCAAUGCGUCACUUGCGAAGAUUGGUUCCAUCCUUCGGUAUUCCUUCAUUCACAUAUUUCCAAAAAAACACAUAAAUUUUUAGCAUAUCAAUUGUGAAGCGCCCAAGGAUAAGGACAUCGACUGUUGUUCAUUGGUUAGUGCAAAAAAGUUGAUUUGAAGGCGUUUUCUAGCUUUAUAUUGACUCUAAAACUUGUGGCUAAAGUUUCACAUUUUUCUCGCCAUUUUAUUAUAGAUUUUGUGUGCCUUAUCGUGGUCUUCUCUGAAGCAUAGUUUUUGUGCAUAGCAAAUUAUGAGCCGCUUGUCACGAUUUCAUUCGUCCGACCUAAAUAGCCCUUUUCUUCGAAGCGCGGCCUGUCUCUAUACAUGCGCCUUUAAAAUAACCAAACUCUCAAGUCUGAAUAAAAGACGCAGGACAGAGACAGGCCUGAACCAAUUACCGUUGAAUUCGCAAUAAAAAACCUUUAUAAGAUGGCUUUCUCAUCUCAUUCCUGUUUCAAUAACCAUGCGCCUUCGAAGGAAAUUUAUUCAGGUCUGCACUGGCUGCUUGGAAAAGUACCCGUUCUUCGAGAAAUUGCGCGAUACAACUGGAACUGUCUGUUUUUCGAAUAGAGAAGAAAGCGUGAAAACCUCUGAAGGAGACGUUAGACGGGCCUUGAUCGUCGAAGCUUUUCUGCAAUCCCUCUGCAAAUGCGCUGCUUGUACUGUAAGAUUAUAUGAAACUUUCCUGAUCUGUAUAAUUAUUUCCCAGACUCUUUAUGAGAGAUUCGAAUGUGAAUUUUUGUUGGAUCCCGAAGACGAUUUGGCCAGCUAUGAGCAGGAGAACGUGAAAAAGGCAAACGAAAUUGAAGAGAAUUCGAGGGAAGGCGACGACGUUCGUCUACUCGUUCGUGAGGUCGGCAUGGACAAGGCUAUCCGCUACUUGGAAGGUUCGUUCAAAAAAACUCAGUAAAUUGCUAAAUAAAUGGCGUUUGUGGAUUGAUUUCAAUGGAUAGUAAGAACUUUCAAGGUUUCAUGAUCUUUAAUUUUAUGACUUGGGCUCUUUGAGCUUUACUUUUGUCAUUGAUAAGCGAUUUAGAUUGGUUAAACUGUAUUUUCACUCGAGUUUCCGAUUCAGCGAAUUUUUUUUUCUGUGGUCGCUUCAAUCUCAUUAUUUUGAUUUAACGCUUAUUUUCUACUUUUUUUUUUUGACCAAACCCAUCAAAAAGUUUCUUCCAGGGAAUUUAAGGGCUAGAAGUCUUUUAUGACCUUAAAAUAGCGAUGGAAACGGCUUUUGUCUCCAGCAUUUUUUUUUUUGAAGUUCAGUCCUUCAAUAAUCAAGGGAAUUUAUUUGAACAGUCUGAACUUUAAACUCACUGAAUAAGUGGCCAAAAAUAGUUUUUUUUUUUCGAAAGAUUUUUCACAAAUUGUGUCACAAGCUAGCGAUGAGAAGCGUAUCAAUUUCAAUUUUGGCCUUUUCUAGGUGUAAAUGACCUGAAGCGGAAGAUGACCGACUGGCUGAGCUCGAUGGACGGCGCCGUCGUCCACGAGUCCGACGUCAAGUCGUUCUUCGGCCGUCUCAAGGAGGAGAACGAGGCGAAACGGGCUCGAAUCGAAUAA